Molecule: messenger RNA, 1677 nt
Organism: Saccharomyces cerevisiae S288C
Lineage: Eukaryota; Fungi; Ascomycota; Saccharomycetes; Saccharomycetales; Saccharomycetaceae
Gene: YNL193W
Exons: 1
Coding region: 1-1677 (558 amino acids)
Source: RefSeq, marked reviewed
AUGGGACCUCCGAAAAAUUUCAAGCAUUUCAGUAAGAGUAAUAAACACAAAAAGGAGCAGAAAGCCCUGAUUACUCAAGAAGAUUUCUACCUGGCAGCGAUCGACUGUGAAGAACAAGCAGACCGUUGGUUGCUAUCGGACAUAAAGAAAUGUUUGCGGUUCUAUCUAAAGGCUCUAGAGCACUACGAAAAUGGUCUGACUGCUUUAGAUUCCACGCAGGAAGGGAAAUAUAAUAUCUAUUAUAAUGAAACAAGGCUUUUUUUGCAAAUUUAUACAGAUUAUCUGGCCAAUAACGGCUACAUUAAUAUCUUGCAAUACGUGAAAAUGGAUGAUAUGCCUGAUCUUUCCAAUUUGGUGUUAUCUCUGCCACAGAUUAUCCAACGGUUUGAAAUUGUUUAUGAGACUUUCCCAGAACAGAGAACUUGGGAUCUUCAAUUCAAUCUAUUGACAUGUUAUUUGACUCUCAUAGAGUCCCUAGACGACACCGUUUCGCCCACCGUUGCAAUGGAAGGUGCAGACAUUUUAACUUUGACAAACAAGUAUAUUGAAAUCUUUCAACACCUGGUUAAUUAUCUGUUACAAGAACUACAAAACUGGAGUGAAAAUGCAGAACAAGAUUCCGAUGACACAGAUACGGAAUUGCAAAGAGAUACUUUGGAUGAAGACGCGAUGCAAGUUACCAGGGACGGAAGUGGUAUCCGAACCAAUGGACCUGUACAACCUCCAGCAGAAGUUAUGGACGUUUCUGAACAAGUGACUCCGUCUUCACUUACCGAAGUACUCGCCAACUCUUUAAAGUUCAACCAUGCUUUGAUGGAAUUGGUUAUUGAGUCGAAAAUAUCUAUUGAAAAAAAUGUCGAAACGAAAAUCUUGAAUCCUAUUCAGAUUAAUUUCUUGGAAGAUACAACCAAUAAAUUCUAUUUACAACUACGCGACAUUAUAGACUCCAUUUCCGCCGCCAUUCCAUUAGAUUUGAAGGAAAUCGGUUUAGCCAAGACUUUAAUUGAAGGUUUGAACAUCAUUAGCUCCGGAACCUUCGAGUCAUUGCAAGAUUUUGUUCUGCAAACCGUCUCCUUUACCGAUCUGCUUGAUGAAAAAGAUGUACAGGGUAAGAUUGAUCUUUCGUUGAUUAGAGUUGAUAUCGUUGAAUUUGCCAUUCUAUGUUUAAACGAUUAUUCUUCAGAUGCAUCUUGGAAACUCUCUGGGUUAUUGACCAAAGUUCUUACAGAGGCUAGAACUUUAUUAACAGACUAUAGAAAUCAAAUCUUGUUUCUGAAAAAUCAGACAUUGAACGAACAAUUGAGUCACGUAGUUUUUCAACUUUGUGAUGUCUUAGUAAAUUCCUCCGAUAAUGAACUGAGAAGGUACGCUAUAAAAGAAUCAACUGAAAAGUCACAAAAAACCCCCGGGGGAGCGCAUACUUUAAACAUAUUGAUGAAAAACGCUAACGUUUUUCUGAAUAAUGCUGUCGCUAUCUCAUCAAAACAGUGCGGGUUACAAGAAACGAUUAUUGAUAAACUGAAGAGGAACUAUAUCCAUAAUCAAGCCAAGGAAAGACUACUUUUCUUACAGAGGCUGGAACAGAAGUCAAAUGAGGAUGACGGUACUUCUGCUUCGCCUACCGCAAUGACGUUCGAUAUGCCACCAGAACACCCUUUUUAUAGCCACUAUCGGUAG